CUCGCCCUCCUCUCUGUCCGUCUGUUCCUCACUUUUUGUGUUUGUCUGCUUCAGCUGUCGUGUUCGUUUACUUUCAGUGUUUGCCUUUUACUUUUUCUCUAUUCUCCCUGAGAUAUUCUUUCUUCUUUUGUCACUUUUGUGGUGAAGCUUCGGCAUCGUGUCUUCCUUUCACUUCUGGUUUCAGCUGACAACACUGCAGGCUAUUUUUUACUUUUUCACAACUCCUCGUCCUCCAGUUUGUUCCCGUGCUGCUACUUGACUAUUUAUCGUGCUGACCUUGGCGCUUUUCCUCUCCACAUCUCCUCAUCGCCUUUUGUUCCUGCCGCUACCUCACCUUCAUCUCGCCUUCACCUCCCGUGCAGCAUCCCUCCAUCCGCCUCUCUUCCACUCAGGCUCGUCUUUUCUCUGAGUAGAUCUGCACUGCUGUGCAAUGGGAAAGACAGAGCUGCAUUCUCUGUUUAAGGGUUUUCUGGACUGUAUUUGCCUCUGCCUUUCUAGAAGAAGCGACCGGGCUGCAAAUGACAGUGAGAGGGACUCUGAAAAUGGUCACCUGAUCUACAAAAGUGGUGACGUCCUUGAAGACAGAUAUGAGAUAGUCGACACUUUAGGUGAGGGGACCUUUGGGAAAGUGGUUCAGUGUGUGGACCACAGCAGAGGAGGAAAUCAAAUUGCAUUGAAGAUCAUUAAGAACCAGGACAAAUACAGAGAAGCAGCCAAAUUGGAAAUCAACGUCCUGGAGAAGAUCAGUGAGAAGGAUCCGCACAACAAACAUAACUGCGUGCAGAUGCUCAACUGGUUUAACUACUACGGCCAUGUGUGCAUCUCCUUUGAGCUGCUGUCUCUCAGCACAUUUGACUUCUUGAAAUCAAACAACUUCCUGCCGUAUCCAAUUAACCAGAUCCGACACAUGGCCCAGCAGAUCUGCCACGCUGUCAGCUUUCUCCAUGACAACAAGCUGACUCACACUGACCUGAAGCCUGAGAACAUCCUCUUCGUCAACUCGGACUACUCCCUCAUAUACAACGCCGAGAAGAAGUGCAAUGAAAGGCGGGUAAACGACACCACGGUGCGGCUCGUCGACUUCGGCAGCGCCACCUUUGACCACGAACACCACUCUGUCAUCAUCUCUACUCGUCACUACCGAGCCCCAGAGGUCAUACUUGAGUUGGGUUGGAGUCAACCGUGUGAUGUGUGGAGCAUCGGCUGCAUCCUGUUUGAAUACUACAAAGGGUUCACACUCUUCCAGACUCAUGACAACAAGGAGCAUCUUGCUAUGAUAGAGAGAGUACAGGGACCGAUUCCUCAGAGGAUGAUUCAGAGGAGCAGAAAGCAGAAGUAUUUCCACCGUGGGCAUCUAGACUGGAACGAGUGCUCCAAAGCCGGACGCUACGUCAAAUCCAAAUGCAAGCCGUUAAGGGAAUACUUGUUAUCACACGGGAGAGAACACCACCUUUUUUUCGAUCUCCUAGAGAGGAUGCUGGAGUACGAGCCCUCAAAGCGUAUUUCUCUUUCCUCCGCUCUGUGCCAUCCUUUCUUCCAGCCCUUCCAUCAUCCAGGAAGAAGUCAGGGGUGGAGGAACAGCUGUGACAUGAGCAGAUGACCUUUGGCAGACACUUAACCAUAUGUGGACCAUAUGGUGAGGGUGUUUGCAAGUUUAUUUGUAAUUUAAGCUUUAAAAGUAGGAGGUUUAAGUUAUUUGAGUUAAACACUGAAAUGACAGCUCACAGUGAAAGAGAAAGUCUGAAAGCAUCAUUGUAAGCAGCUUCUCAGAUAAAAGAAGUUUGAACAGUUACAGCUGAUUGAGCUGGAAGAGAGAAAAGAGAAGCAUCAUCCUUUCAAGUAGGGGAAAAAAUUUAUUUAGCAGACACGUUUGUCUAAAGGUGCUAGCAAUUUUUUUCUGAGCAGAUUAUUUUUAUGUUUGUUUGCUUUUCUAUGUUUCUGUUAAAAUUGUCUUAAAAUUGUUUACAAGCUUGUUAAGUAUGGAAAGACUUGACAAAUGCAACCUACGUGACAUUAUAAAAAUCCAACAGUCUCAGCCUUAAUGUAUCCUCCAGAACAGAAGCAUUUUAUUUUGAGGUAAUGAGUCUCUAGAUAUUAAUUAGAAUAAAUGUGAUUUUUUUAAGUGUAAUUUUCUAGUUUGUAGUUGUAAUUAUAUAAAACAUUAAAAAAAUAAAAUAAUUAU
This is a messenger RNA of Pundamilia nyererei, 2182 nucleotides long. It is a transcript of the gene clk2b, whose product is annotated as CDC-like kinase 2b. Lineage: Eukaryota; Metazoa; Chordata; Actinopteri; Cichliformes; Cichlidae. The record is from RefSeq and is a predicted model, not a curated record. Gene Ontology annotation, biological process: regulation of RNA splicing; peptidyl-tyrosine phosphorylation. The transcript is spliced from 11 exons. The coding region runs from base 431 to 1600 and encodes 389 amino acids. Gene Ontology annotation, molecular function: protein tyrosine kinase activity; ATP binding; protein serine/threonine kinase activity. Gene Ontology annotation, cellular component: nucleus.